Messenger RNA from Paramecium octaurelia, 1633 nucleotides. Lineage: Eukaryota; Ciliophora; Oligohymenophorea; Peniculida; Parameciidae. The record is from the annotation of a GenBank genome assembly.
AUGAAAAGUAAAACCACUAUAAACAUAUAGGGUCGAGAUUUAACUUCUAGAGUGCUGCAGAAAGAGGCUUAAUUAAAGGUGAUCAGAUGACACAAAAAUUAAUAAAUUAAAAUGAGCCUGAUUUAGUUUUGCCAUCUUUUAUUUUGCCUAAUCAAUCUAAUGGAUUGAAUCUUUCAGUUUAAUUAACUAGAAAAAUGAAUUCAGACACCUAUUCUCCAGAACAUUAAACAAAAGUUCUAAAUGAGUCCUAGAUGACGAAAUUACUUUUACCAUAAAUAGAUAAUAAAAUACCGGUCUAACAGGAUAACUCAGUCAAUUUACAAUAAUCUUUUUAAUUUUAAGGGCUUAUGGACGAAAAUCUUGGUUUUUAACAUAAUUUUCUUCACGAAUAAUCAUUUGAAUAAAAUCAUGAAAAAAAAUAAAUAUCCCGAUAAUUGACUUAUUCUUAGAAUUAAUUUUAUCUGAAUCAUUCACCAAGAAAACGAUAAUAUUCUUUUUAAAUUAAUAAAAAUUUUAAAAGCAACUUGGAUAUAACCAAUGAGAAGGAUUUUCAAGAUGAUGAAAUUGAAGAAAAUAUUUCAGAUAUUGAAAAAAACAUAAUCUCAAAAGAAAAGGAAAUCUAAUAAAUUGGUGCCUCACAAGAUUCAAACCCAAUGUAAACUCAAACAUUUAAAUAAGUCAAAAGCAAAGAGUAUCUCUACUGCUAGAAAUUUAAAGUCAGUUUUAUUGUUAUUAGGGCAGUGUUGAGAAUGAUUAUAUUAGUUAGGUAAUUGAUUUUAAUAAUAAUGUUUAGACCAUUAAAGCAAAAAUGGACAAUAAAUUAGCAACUAUAUUCUAAAUUAAUUAAAUUGUUUAAAUUUAAGGAUAAAUUAGUCCAAAAUAAAAUAAAAUAAUGGACUUAAAUAUCAAUGACUAAAGUACUAUCUGUUUUAAGAUAUUAAGCUCUUAAAUAAUGGAAUUUUAUAGUAAUAUUAAUGUAUUUAGACUUUAGGAAGGAAAUAUUGAAGAUUUCUAAAAAGAUUAGGCUAUAACAAAUUUUUUAAAUUUAUGUUCUCUUCUAAUUUCCAAUCUUGAAGUAAUGACAUAACCUAACAAUUUGUUACCAGAACUUGGAUAUCAAUCCUAUUUAGAAUAAUUUGUCGAAUAUAGAUAAACCUAUAACAUUUUUGUUACAAAAAGAACUAGUUAUCUACAAAACAAAUACUCUAAAAUUAAACCUAUUGAAAAGGCUAUGAUUGCAACGGAGUGUGUAAUUAUGAAUAAUUUUAUACCCAAUUUAGUCUUACUAACUGAAAAUAAAAAAGUUUUCAAUGCAGAUGAUCAAAAUAUUUAAUUUUUAAUUCGUGGAUUCAUCACAAUUCUUCAAUAAUUAUUCAUAAUGACUUUUUCUGAUAUCCCGUAAGUAUAAACAUUGAAUACCGAAUUUAAAUAUUAAUAGAUGCAAAUUGGUAGAAAUAAAUAUGGGAUGAUAUUAGUUCCCAUUCAAACUGAUAUGGAAGAGUUUUAUAAAGGAACUUUUAAACUUGACAAAUUACGAUCUAUUUUUGAAAGAAGAGGGUGGUUCUCCAAUCUAGUGAAAUAGUUUAAAAAGGUAGUUCGCAACAUAUACUAGCAGAAAAUUUAAGAUUUAUGA